Messenger RNA from Galdieria sulphuraria, 909 nucleotides. RefSeq names its product clathrin assembly protein AP178. The transcript is spliced from 5 exons. The coding region runs from base 479 to 826 and encodes 115 amino acids. The record is from RefSeq and is a predicted model, not a curated record. Lineage: Eukaryota; Rhodophyta; Bangiophyceae; Galdieriales; Galdieriaceae.
AUUGUAAACAUUUUAACAAAUUCUGUGUCGUUUGCAUUGAAUUGAUUGCUGCCUUGAAGUUUGUUUCAUUGGUCUUGUCUGGUGGUGAAACACAAGUGAGAAACAAAGAAAGGACGAAUUUGCAGCCAUCCAAAAUAGAGAAAAGCUUGUGUUACUGAAUCAAGGGAUAAGCGUCGAAAAGUAUACUAGGAAGGCGAUGGAUUCUGCACGCAUGUUUACUACGAUGUGACUGUGAACGAGUUGAAAAGAUUAGUGACCGAAGCCACUCUAGAAGAGAAAACCAGACCUCGAAUGAAAAAUGUCAAGAUUAAGUUUAACAGCUUUAAAAUUUUGGUUUUAAACCUGUGUUUCACAGGAAUAAUCGACUUCACGUUUCUACUUCAGUCAUCUCACAAUCCCAAGUGUGGUAAGUUUGUUUCCUAUCCCAAUGCUUUCAUUCACUAUUGUUCGCGAGGUUUUCACAAAGUCUUGAACGUGCAUGGACCACAUCCUACUUGAUGAAGGUAGUGGAGUAAUGGUAGAUUUUUUACCACAUUCACCGUUUAUCUUUAACUUGCAAGAGUUUCACGACGCGUUAGCGUAUACGACUUUUCUUUAUAUAACUUUGGUAUAUUGUUGUGCUUCUUAUGAUACUAUACGGGAUGCCAUACGUAAGAAGGAAAAGGCACUAUUUAUUCAAGAAAAUGAGAUUAUUCCUUCUGGUCAAAUCGUCACUUUUGAAUUGAUGCAAGUUUUGAAAGUCAAACCUACUUUGGAGAAUCAGGAACAUCGCAAGAAGCUUAUAUUUGCUUUUCUUAAGAUCGUUAUAACUGGAUAUCCUGACUGAUGUUUGCUUACGAGCUGAAGAGUCACACAAUGACUUGACGGUAGGAGUUAUGGAGAUAGACUUAUAAAGGAUGCCACUCGUUA